AUGGAUACUCUGUUGAACUGCAGUGAAGAGAAACCACAACGGCGAAGAAGCCCACUGGCCGGCCCUCUCCCAGACUCACGUUGCUUCUCAUGGCAGAAGAUGGAGGCGCUGGGGAACAACAGGCGUGUGAUCAUACUUAGAGCACCUUUCUGUUGGACACUGCUUCUCUUGCUCCUGUCCAUCCCUGCUGCCGCCGCCCAUGUGUGUGAAGAACGAGAUUAUCUCACAAACGACAAUAUAUGCUGUGAAAGAUGCCCUGCAGGUUAUAAGCUUGUAGAAAACUGCCGGGGGCAAAACACCCGGACAAACUGCACGCAAUGCCCGAAGGGAGAGUUCAUGGAUAGGGUCAACUACUCGCCCAAUUGUCGCAAAUGCAAACGCUGCAGAGAUUUUCUCUUUGAAAUCCAGAUAUCCCCCUGUGUGAGAAACAAAGAUGCCGUCUGCCGCUGUAAGGACGGAUACUACCGUUUCAACAUAGACAACCUCACAUACGAAUGUUACAAAUGCUCCACCUGUAAAGACAACGAGCGAGAAGUCCAGAAAUGUUCCUCUGUGUCAAAUACAGUGUGUGAAUGUAAAGACAACUACUACAGAGUGAAGAACAAGUGUGUGGCCUGCAACAAUUGCAGCAGUGAAUGCUCAGUCCACUGCCCACGCAAUAAGACGACCAAAGCUCCACCAGACACAAGUUCUUUUCUCAUAAAUGUGAUCGCUGGAGUAGCGGUGGCGGUGCUUUUCAUGCUGGUGCUGGUGGUGGUUGUGACUCAUUUAGCCACAAAACGUCAAACCAAGAAAAAGCUGCUGUCUUCCUCACAGUUAGAGGAACCUCCAGAAAUAUACCAGGAGCUCACAGUUCACUGCGAGGAGCCGUUUCCGGGUCUUCAGUACGAGGCGUCUCCGCUUCAUAAUGUGAUGAACCUGGAGGCGUCCAACCUGCCGGACUGUGUCCCGCUGGAACUAAACAUGCCAGAGGUCAUCUACUUCCUGCUGGAGCUGGUUCCUGUGCAUCAGGUGAAGCAGCUGGUCAGGUCUCUGGGCGUCAGUGACACGGUGAUCGAACGCGCCGAGCUGGACCACCGCUCGUCCAAAGAGGCCCACUACCAGAUGCUGAGAGCCUGGGCCGAGCAGGGCGGCCAGCUGCGACGCGGGGGGGUCCAGGGGGGAGUCCAUGGGGGGGUCCUUCAUCUGCCACAACUGCAAGAACUGGUGCACAAACUGAGACUCAUGCAUCUGGAGCAAACAGUCCAAGAGCUGGAGAACAACCUCCCCACAGGUGCCCACCUGAACGGAGCGGUGAACGGAGCGCUGAACGGCCUGUCCCUCGAUGAGGUGGGGGACACAUGGAGCCUGGAAGCAGAGAAGCAGAGGGAGGCUGAGGGGAGAGAUCACCCGGGGGACGUGUCUCCAACUGCAGAGACGACCCUCCAUCACCGGGGGUCUGCGGAGAGCCAUAAGAAGUUCUACAGUUAUCAGCGGCGCACAAAGCAGAAGGUGGUGACGGACUUUUCCACCGUGAGCAAAGGGACGUCUGCAGGGGCCAAACCUCGAGUGGCUCUGAGACAAGUGCUGUUCAAUCAGACGGAGAAGAACCCGGCUCCAGAGGUGCCUGGUCAGCUGGAUCUGCUGCGGCACCAUCUGGAGGCCUUCUCUGUACCUGUGAGCCUUGGCUGGAGGUGGGCCGAGCAGAACCACGGCUGCAGCCUUGAAAGCAACUGGACUGAGAUUGUACACUCACACGCGGUGACCCCUCUGCUGCUCUUCUCCAACCUGCCGUCCAUCAUCAGUGCACACCAGCUGUUCUGGCAGGAGGUGCUGUUCCCCAUGUUGGAGGCCGUGCGGAGGACGGGCGCUCCCUUCGACCCCAUGUGCUUAGAGUUUCGUAAGCGUUUCUCCUCGUACAAGCACUACUGUUGGGAAGAGGAGAGCACUCAGGAGUUUGCACGAAGACUACAGGAAAGCAACCCACAUUUCCACGCUUUUGUCCAGUGGAUAGAGAGCCAUCCGCAGGCCAACAGGAUGCGGCUGGGCGACAUGCAGGCCAAACCACACCAGAGAAUCACCAAGUAUCCACUGCUGCUGGGGGCCAUCCUGAAGAACACCUCACACGAGGGGGUCCAGCAGGCGCUCCGAACCAUGUUGUCUUGUGUGAUCCGUUUUCUGGAAAGCAUCAAUGACUACAUGAGGUUUAAAGAUGAGGAACUUGCUCUGUCCAUCUCUGCCGAGAGAGUAGAGGGAUACGAAGUGGAAGGAAUUAAUGAAGAAAUUGAUAAGCGUGUGAGGGAGGUAAGCACGUUUGACCUCUCGUGUCCGGUCAGUGGGGUUGGUCCAGAGGUUAUCCGGAGACUACUACUGGAGGGAAACCUCAAGAUCAGGGGCAGGAAGGACAAUAAAAUGGAGGUUGUAGCUCUUCUGUUUUCGGAUGUGCUGCUCAUGACUAAAGUCCAAAAGAAAGGGGAGCGUCUGAAGGUGAUCCGUCCUCCUCUGGCCCUGGACAAGACACACUGCUUCGCUCUCAAAGAUGGAUGUUCCUUUGUUGUUGUGGAGGUCGGGGAGCUGCUCAGUGUGAUGAACGUUUACAUCUUUGUGACAGGCACCACCAACAUCUGCUCCGACUGGGUCUUCAACAUCCAACAGGCAAAGGAAACUCUGAGGGAGAUGAGGGACAAGGAGAAGAGCCGGCAGAUGGACAAGUGGAGGCUGCUGCUGGAGUCCAAGUCUCAGAGUGAAGUCAACGGCAACGAAGCUGAGACAGACGCAUUUCAGGAGAGAAUUGACAAGGAAAACAAUGGACCUAUAACUGGACCUACUCCAGUGAACGGACCUCAGCUGUCUCAGGCAGUGAAUGGACCUCAACUGUCUCAGGCAGUGAAUGGACCUCAACUGUCUCAGGCAGCAAAACGCCCUAACCCUGCUCUUAACAGGAAAUCAGACCGAAAAUCUUUUCCCGGUCGACAGCCAGUAACCCCAGGGUAUGAGUCCAUUGAAAUGGCUGUGAGGAGUCCAGGAUUUAGAACGAACAGUGAUAGCCACAUGGAGGAGUCGUCAUGUGGAGCAGAAACUCAAGGCAUGAAUGGUAAAAAGGUGAACUCUGUUCCUGAUCUAAAGCAACAUUUCAUCUUUAACUCAACAACACCUCACAGCACACGGCCACACAGCAUGCUGGUGGGCGGGUAUCCAGACGUGGAUUAUCCUGUAAAUGAUCACAGCACUUUACAGAAAACAACAGACACCCAGAACCCACCAGGAUUGACUUGGAGGAGAGCCAGUGAGGGUAUGAACAGGAGAGCAGCAGACUCUGUACAGGUGGCUCAGGGGACUGUCAGAAACAGCUUGUCGGACAAUGCCACAGAGCCCAAGGCCUUCUCCAAAGAGCUCAGGUCCCCUGGUUUGAGGAGGAGGAGGCCAAUGAGCACACAAGGCCCUUCUGACAUGGACAAGCCGCCGCUGCAGAGGCCUGAACAUAACAGGUCUGUGUCCUAUAAUUCCUCCUCAGACUCAGACAGCAGUAUUCCUGCAAAGAGGAAUUCACUUCCUGCUGAUAAGAACUCUUUUCGAGUGCUCACCUUGAAUUCUCUUCUGCCAAACAUGUUCUGGAGCAUGAAAGAUGAUUCUCAGACUGUCUCUGAGUCUGAGCUCCCAGAGCAGAAACUGCACAACAGACGAGCAACGAUGAAGGCACAGCGCAGUGCCUCCAUCCCCAACAUUGUGCUCCAGGAGCAGAGCCUACAGCGGCCCACACGAUCUCCUCUGGAGGGGCUGCUGAACCGGGCCAAAGAGAGGGGCAGAGACUCAAUGAGGAGGGACUCCUGUGUUAAAGAACCUGUCUCAAGGCUGAAGGUUCCACGAUCUCCUUCUGUCUCCACAUCGCCCUCCCCCACCCCCAGUGAAGCCAGUCGGGAGAGCGAGUGGGAGGAGGAGGUGGAGCUGCUGAGACACCGGGUCCUGAGUGUGAGUCAGGGCUGGAGAGAGCAGCUGGUGGACGGGGAUGACGAUUGGAGGCGCAGUCCGAUGUUCUCAGAUGGUGUGAACGUGGACUGGGCCGGCUGGUGCUUAGACGAUGAGGAUUUGAUGGACCACUUACAGCCGGGCACAGAGGGGCUACUGGAGGGCAUCAACAAGAGUCUGGCUUCUAUGGACUUACAAGAAAGGCCUGAAUUGCCCAAGCAUGAGGAUGGGGAGUGCAGCCAACAGAUUUUACAUCUAUUUGAACCAGGUUGUCUUUAA
Knipowitschia caucasica is the source of this 4224-nucleotide messenger RNA. NCBI's taxonomy places the organism in Eukaryota, Metazoa, Chordata, Actinopteri, Gobiiformes, Gobiidae. The record is from the annotation of a GenBank genome assembly.